This is a messenger RNA of Zymoseptoria tritici IPO323, 1752 nucleotides long. RefSeq lists its product as uncharacterized. The coding region runs from base 1 to 1752 and encodes 583 amino acids. The record is from RefSeq and is a predicted model, not a curated record. Gene Ontology annotation, molecular function: nucleobase transmembrane transporter activity. Lineage: Eukaryota; Fungi; Ascomycota; Dothideomycetes; Mycosphaerellales; Mycosphaerellaceae. Gene Ontology annotation, cellular component: plasma membrane. Gene Ontology annotation, biological process: transmembrane transport; nucleobase transport. The transcript is spliced from 2 exons.
AUGGGUCUCCCCAGCAAAACGACCCUCGCAGCACCAUUCCAAUCCAAACAUGCCUUCCGCACCUUCCUCAAAGCCCCCGAAGCACCACCCGGUACCCUCACCGUAGGCAAAGGCCGCUGGUCCAACCGCGAUCUCGAACCCACGCCUCCCUCCGAACGAACAUGGCAAUGGUACUCCCUCCCUCUCUUCUGGCUGACCAACGCCUUCGGUCCCACCGGGUGGAACGCAGCUGCGUCCCUCAUCGCCACGGGCAUGACAUGGCAGCAGACUUUCAUCGCUAGCGUGCUCGGCUGCUUCAUCUCCGCGUUGAUGGUGAUGGCCAUGGCGAGGCCGGGAGUGCAGUAUCAUCUUGGCUUUCCGGUGUUGUGUCGCUCUGUGAUGGGGAUGUGGGGAGCAUUUUUCUUCAUCUUCAUCAGAGGCGUUGUGUGUAUUAUUUGGUUUGGAGUGCAGACUUUCUAUGCCGCCAACCUCCUCUCCGUCGCCUUCCGGUGUAUGUUCGGUGCCUCCUGGUCGUCCUUUCCCAACACCCUUUCUCCAUCCUCCGGCCUGACCUCCGCUCAACUCCUCUGCUUCUUCCUCGUCUGGAUGAUCCAACUCCCCCUCGUCUUCGUGCACCCGAAGAAGAUCCACUACCUCUACACAAUCAAAGGAAUCCUCCUUCCAAUCUCCACCUUCGCCCUCUUCGGAUGGUGCAUGUCCACCGGCUCCGGAACCAAAGCCUUGUCCCUCGCCAACGCCGCAGGAGCAAAAGCACGCAAUGCCGUCCCACUCGGUUGGGCAAUCAUGAACGGCAUCAACAUCAUCCUCGGCACCCUCUCCCCCAUGCUGGUCAACCAGCCUGACCUAUCCCGCUACUGCAACCGCACUCGAGACGCAGGUUGGAUCCAAGGCCUGUCCCUCUUCGGAGCGAAAGUACUCGUCCUCUUCCUCGGAUUGGCGUCCACGGCUUCCAUCCAAGGAGUCUGGGGUGUGGCAUACUGGAACAUAUGGGACUUGCUGGACGCCAUCUUAGACCACUACUGGACGGCGGGAGCGAGAACCGGGGUGUGGUGUGUCGCUAUGACAUAUGUGGUCGCGGCGAUUGCGACGAAUCUAGGAGCGAACAGUCUGCCUUUCGGAGCGGACCUGACAUCCUUUGCGCCAAAGUACGUCACUAUCAUUCGGGGCCAGAUCAUCUGUGCGGUUCUUGGAGUGGUGGUACAGCCGUGGUUGCUGCUGCAGAAUGCGACCAAGUUCUUGACGUUCUUGAGCUCGUACAAUAUUUACAUGGCGCCAAUCUGUUCGGUGUGGAUCGUGGACUAUGUCUUCGUCCGGAGGGGAAAUUUGCAUACGCCGUCGAUGUAUGAUGGUAGCAAAGGCUCGCUAUACUGGUUCUGGUCUGGUGUGAACUGGGUUGGAGUCUUCGCUUGGUUUUGUGGGAUGGUCACUAGUCUUCCUGGUCUUGUCGGCCAGCUCCAGCCUGGGACUGUUGGGCCAGCAGCUGUCAACAUGUACAAGAUGGGAUGGCUCCUGUCGUUCAUCACUGCGGGCACAGUAUACUAUGUCUUGAGAUUGUUCGUCAAAGCAAAGAUCCAUCUGGAAGGCUAUGAGAGCAUGCCAAGGAAGUGGGAGUACAUGGCCAAAGAGGGCCGUGAGGGCUUCUAUGAUGGGGAGAGGGAGGCGCCGCCGACGGUGAUCGAAGGGACUGUCGUCAGUAGCGGAAGCUCCGACAUCGAGACGGCGAUGAUCUCGGUGAACAAGAACGAGAAGUGA